AAGAUCUGACAACCGCUUCUUCUGAGCGGGCAGUUCCUUUCUCGUCCCCUUCCUCUCUCCAAUCUGCAGGGAAAAAAGACUCCCGUAGCCCAUCGUCAGAUUCACCUCUCUCUACUCCUUCCAAACACUGACGUCCUUACUCCUGUGUAUUACGCUCCUGAUUGAAAAAAACUCCAUUCUGUUCACCGCAUUAGCUCUCCUAACACUACCUGAGCCUGUUCAUAUCCCAGUUGGAUGUAUUCCAGCCAUGUCCGAGGCCUUUGACUUCUUAUCCGGUCAACCUCACUCCAAGUGGAGUGUCCUACGCGAGUGUGCUGUUAAUUGUGGAAUUGGGCACAUAUUCAGCAAAUUGAUUACUGAAAUUGGAGAUCCUGUUGACUUUGAACUUCCAAACUGGUUAAAUAAGUGGCAGCCUAUGUCAUAUGUCAAUAUAAGACGCAGUAUCCUUCUAACUAAGUCACAACAUAAUAGGAGAAAUUGUCAAUUACAAUUAACUAGUUGAUUCUCCUUGGUUUAUAAGGGUGGUCUGCGAUAUCACAUCAUCUAGAGUAUCUUAUAUUCAAGAAAUAAUUUUGUUUUUUUGAAUGUGAUUUACAUCAUUGACUUGUAUAUACAUGAACUGAUUAACUAUUUAAGAUAUAUACCAUACUAAGAGAAUUAAGAAGCGUUUGAAAGAUGAUGGCAUUUUUUGUUCUUGCAACUCAGUUGGUGGAUCUCCUGCUGUGUGUGGUAGAGAUUGCCUUUGCAGACAGAGAAAUGUGGCUCUGGCAUUGUGGCAGAUGAAGAUAUUAAGCGCAAAGAGUUUGUUAUAGAAUAUGUUGGGGAAGGUGAGAGAUUCAGUUUGUAUAUUUUGGUAAGAUCAUAAUUAUAACUCUGCACAGUAUUUUCGGCAUGCAAGAAAAUGUUUGCUGCAGUUAUUGAUGACAAGACAUGCGAGGAGAGGCUCUGGAAAAUGAAGCACAGUGGGGAAACUAAUUUUUACUUGUGUGAAAUCAACCGGGAUACUGUUAUUGAUGCAACUUACAAGGGAAACAAAUCAAGAUACAUUAAUCACAGUUGCUGUCCUAAUACUGAGAUGCAGAAAUGGAUGAUUGAUGGAGAAACAAGAAUUGGCAUAUUUGCAACGCGUGACAUAAAAAGGGGCGAGCAUCUAACCUAUGAUUAUAAGUAUGGGUGAUGUGAUUAUAAUUUAUUACAGAGUAUUUCUGAGCUCUAAACUUGAGUCUAUGCAGCCACUUAGGCUCUACCUUUCCAAAGUACAAAAGGGUAAUUGUCUCAAAAUAUUGUGGGGCAAUUAGUUAGCGACUGGGUGCCCCUUCAGUCACCUAACCUGACUUUUAUAUGAGAAUUUUCAAGUACCCCAAUGGAGUAAGGAUUAUAUUGGGCGAAGUGUUGUUACUAUCUAAGCAUCCCAAUGGAGUAAGGAUUAUAAUGGGCUAAGCGUUAGUUUUCUGCUUUAUGAAUUUAUUCUAUUGGGUUGUUUCAUGUGUUUUUGCAUGAAAUUAACAUGUUGGUACCUUACGUUUUUGAGGCAAAUCCUGUAUAAAUUUGUCUAAAAAGGGUAGCAGGUUUGUACAGUUUGGUGCAGAUCAGGAUUGCCACUGUGGAGCGGAAGGCUGUAGACAAACACUUGGUGUCAAACCAACCAAGACCAAGAUAUCUUCAUCAGAUGCUGCAUUGCAUUUAGUGGCCUGCCAGGUGGCUGCUACUUCUCCCAAAGUGAGAGCACUUCUAUCUGCAAGAGAGGUAAUUGUCAACUACGGCGUAUUAAGGUUUAUUUUUACCAAGAGAGUUAUGAAUUAUGAUAGGUCUUGUCACAGUUGCUACUGGCCACUUUAGCAAUUUAUUUUGAAGUACCAACUGAAUUUUACAGUAGAUCUGCUGAAUGUUUACCCUGGUUGAGCCGGGGGUCUCUUGGAAACAGCCUCCCUACUUCUGAGUAGGGGCAAGGUCUGCGUACACCAUAGUUGUGAAUGGCGCUCGCCAUUCUCGCCUAAGGCGCCUAUGGCUUUGUGGCGACCAUCUGACGCCAUCUUCAGACCUGGCGAGGCGUUUUACGCCAAUCUCGCCAUAGGCGGUCGCCAUGGACGCCAAACGCUGUGGCGAAAGGCGUUUGCUAUCUACGCUUAAUGCAGGUCAAGGGU
Molecule: messenger RNA, 2144 nt
Organism: Cuscuta campestris
Lineage: Eukaryota; Viridiplantae; Streptophyta; Magnoliopsida; Solanales; Convolvulaceae
Source: the annotation of a GenBank genome assembly